UCACAAGAAAAAUCUCACAAGAAUGCUUUCACUGUAUGUUCCUGUAAUUAUUUUUUAGGGAUAUUUGGACGUACCAGAUUGUUCUGUGUCUCAAAAUGAACGUCUAUUGUUCAUGUUUAUCGCGUGUGUUGUUAUGCGUUGAAUUAAUGUAACGUAUAUGCGUUGGCAUUCUCUUUGUGGCUUCCGGUGAUGAGAAAAGAUGGCCGACAUUCUCAGUCGAGAAAGACAAACAGCAUCGGCUUCUCUAAAGGCACAAUAUGGAACAGAAGUCGGUAAAGCAAAAUUAAAUUCCGUGCUAAAGACGCUUCUUAAUCCUGACAAAAGUUUCACCAAUGACAUUAAAGAUUGGUGCAAAUGGUUGAUUGCUGGAGGCGAAUGUCCAGAUGUGUUUCUGAAAAAGUUACGAGAUUAUGAUAGUUCACGGACUUGUGGCUUAGUGUGGCACAAGAAUUUUGUUGCUUAUCGAUGCCGAGACUGUGGUACAUCACCUUGUAUGUCGAUAUGUGCUGAUUGUUUUCAUGGUGGGGAUCACAAAGGACAUGAUUAUAACAUGUUUAGAAGCCACUCUGGUGGUGCUUGUGACUGUGGUGAUGAAAAUGUUAUGAAGAAAGAAGGGUUUUGUUCUUCCCAUGGUAAUAACAUAUCAUCGACUUCAUGUCCUCCUAAAGAUGUGCUGUACCUACCGAGAGCUGUGAUUACUCAUCUCUUUAAAAGACUGUAUAAAGAAGUGAAUACACUUCAGAAUGCAGAUUCAAUUUUAUCUGGCAAUGAUGAUAUUGAUGAGAUAGUGGAUUUUUUACAAGAAUUAUGCGAAGGAGAAGUGCUACGUGGUAUAACUUGUGAGACAAUCAUAGGAGAAUGUUUGGAUAUAAAUCAGUCUAAUCAGGAAUUAAGACAUGUUGAGAGGGAACAAUCUUCGUUACAUUUUUCACCAACAGUGUACAGAAGGGAAGAAUGUUGUGAACGAGAAGCAACAAGUGUUUUAGACUUAUUGCUAGAUCUUGUUAUUAAGUUGGAUUUUCCAGAGAAAUUGGUCACCUUUCUUCUCCAACUAUUGCCCAAUCAAGAAUACAAGGUUGCUUUCACCCAAAAAUUUUGUCAAAAGUACCAGGAAAUUGGGAAAUUACUAACGCUGUGCACAACCUUGCAAGAGGUGGAACAACUUUCGAAUAGUGUUGUACAUAUUAGUGUCCAACUAUUCAGUAAUCAGACUCUUGUGACAAAAAUGGUUCAAGAACAAAAUUUACUACAUGUCAUGGUGAAAGUUUUGUUAGAAAUGAUGAGAACAACGUUAGAGCCGAUGAGGGUUAAUGGUCAAAUAGUAAACCAUUUGGUUACCAACUGCGACAAGGCUGUGAUUAAGUUUCAUUGUUACUGGCCAGUGAUCAGCGAUUUAAUCAAUGUUGUCACUCAUCAUAAGAUUGCCUACAUUUUUAUGAAUGACCUUGAAUUACUUGAAAAGUGGAUGAAUUUCAUGGCGUGUCUUACAGGUAUGAACCGUAACGAACGUGUUGUAACUGAGCACAUCAAAUAUGAGCCAACUACGUACAAUGCUGCCUACUUCAUUGAAAUAGAGGCUGCUUCCUCUCCUAUGUGGAGUCUCAUUGCUGCUUCAUCGGGCUUGAAUGACAAAACAUGCUUGUUAAAUGUCAUCCGGCAAGCAUCGCUGGCCUUGGCCCGUUGGCAAACAAACGUCGGUCUUCAGCCUUCAAGAGCUGAGGUCAGUUUUCACCUCCCGUUACUUCGCUAUUUUUCUGGAUUCGUCAAACAGGCAAUGUUGCAGUUCAAUAUGAAUUUUGAAGAUUUUCAAUUUGAUCUUUGUCUUCUGACCAAGUUGCUAGAGUGGCCAGUGUGCAUACAGGCUGCUGUUUGUGAGAUCAGAGCUGGUAUGUGGACUCGCAAUGGUAACCAGAUUCAAGCACAGAGCGCCUGGUAUCAUCAAUGUCAUUUCUCAAACUCAAUGCUCGACUUGGACAUUUUCUUUCUUCAGAUAUGUGCCGCACAAUUGGAACCGGAAUACUUUCUCGAUGUUCUGCUUGAGAGAUUUCGUGUUGAACAUUGGUUUACGUUUCCGAGUGAACUCGAGUCGUGUUCUCCUGGUAUUGACGAUGAUAACAAAGAAAUGAUGGUGGAGGGUGUACUCUCCUUGAUCAUAACACUCUUAAGCUGCAGACUUCAUUUUGGAAUGACUGUGGAAGAAACAUUACGUCUGGAAAUGGUUACUCUCUUGUGUUUUGCUGAUAAAACACAUAGCCAACUUGUUGAUCUAGUACCAGAGCGAUACGGUCAAACAAUGAAUGCCCAACUUUUUGAAAAGAUUUUAAAAGAGAUCUCUGAUUACAAACAUCCAGGUUGUGACAGCAACGGAAUGCAGCAGGGAAUGUAUACGUUGAAAUCUGAAUAUUGGGAAACUCAUUUUGAUCCAGUCCAUGCUAUAUUGAGAGCCUUCAAUAGACGGCAAUUCCAGUCGGCAAUGGAGCGAUAUACGACACAUUUACGACAGCAAAAUUCCUGCUAUAUGACGUCAUCAUGGCCACCAUUUCGGCCUCUAACACCAGUCCCCAAAUCAUUCAAUGGAUUAUCCAGAUUGCUUCAUUGCAAGAAAUUACAUCGGAUGCUGUACCUAAUAUUGUAUAAGGCCACAACAAAUGUUACUUCAUUAUCAGAGCCCAUAGUUUAUAUGACAGUCCAUCUAACAGCGUUAGCAGUUCAGUCAUCUCCCUCAUGUCUUCAAAUGUUACCACGAGCCUAUCAACCUUCAUUAAGAGAUAGAAAUGACACUGGUUCUGUUAUCGUAACAAGAUGUUUACACUUUUUGGAUCGACAUGGUCGACGCGUGAAAAAUCUUCAUGUGAACGAAGAUUACAAAGAAAUUAACGAGACGUUAUUAACAGACCUUAUGUAUGAUCCUGGGUUAGUUCUGGAUAUUAGGACGACAUCAGUGCGUGAAGUCUCUCUCAUACUGGGACACACCCUGCAUUACAGAUUAGAUCCUCCAAUAUUUGCUACGAUAUUGCCAUAUAUGAAUACUGUACUGAGUCGUGCUUUGAAUAAUUCAUGCUCUCAACCAGAGAGAGACUCGCAAUUACAGCAUAUUCAAUAUUUGCUGGAAACUCUUCCUGCCUACAGAUACAACAUGGCCAAGAGCUUGAUUUCUUAUUUAAUAAGAUAUAUUGAGAAGGAGCAAAUUUCCAUGAAGAAUCUUUCGCUUAUAUGUGACGACUCACAGCCACUAGAGUUGACUAUGCUGUUCUCGUUCCUUAUCAAGUACCACGAGAAAUUAUUCCGGGUCUAUCGACGUUGUGAUGAUCUUCCUAGAGAUAUUUCCAGGCUUGAAUUUCCUUCAGAUUAUCUGGUAGACAAUAUACGACACGAACCAAGAAUAACGCCAGAGUUAGCCAGCAUGUUAAAUUUAUACAGUCAAGACAGUUUCGAAGAAAAGCAAAGGUCCUUGGCUUCAACGACUUCUGUAGUUUCUACUGAUUCAAGUAUGCAGUGUAUGGUAGACGAGUUCAUGGAGAUCACACAUAUUUCAAGAGAACUGGCCGUGUGCUUUCUUCAGAAAUACGAACAGAACCUGGAGAUAGCAGUAAAUAUUUUUCUAGAAAACUCUUCAUCCUUCACUGAAAGCACAGUAUCCAGUGGUUCUUGCAUAGCAAUGGAUGUUGAUGGCGCUCAUGGUGUUGAUAGUAACCAGGGUCCUGUGGUAAAGAUUUCGUCCCAAAUUUGUAGCAUGGAAAGUGAGCUGGAAAGUAGCAACUGUAGUUUACUAGAAAAUCCAGACGAUUGCCCAUCAAGCGCUGGCGUUUUGAACUACAGUAUAUUGUCUCUACUAAUGAAACUAAAGAGUGUUCUUCAGAUGACCGUUGCUUCACCCGUGUCACCCCGGUGCCCUCGAGUUCCAGUCGUGAAUGAUGGUGUGAAAAAAAUAGACAAAUUACUGGAGUUAAUUUGCUGUUUAAACUCAUCGAACGUGGAAGCGGUUGAUAAGCUAGAAACGAAAUGUUCAUUGAGCCCAACCGAUGAUAUUGAGGAUCCACUCCUCAAACAAGAGUUAAAGAAAAAAAGAGCGGAGGAAUCCCGAAAAAGAGCGUUGGAUGAAUGUCGACGACUGCAGGAGUCUUUCCUUCAAAAGCACUGUCCAGGUACAAGCCGUGGUGCGGGUGGUGAAUUAAGGUUUCCUGAGAGUAAAGUGGAAUUAUUUGAAUGUGCAAUAUGUAAUCAAAGCGUUUCGUCAACUGAAGAAGAACCUGUUGGCUAUGUCGCAUUCCUUCAAUCAGGAACCGUUUUAAAACAUCGCAAAAGAUCGGACACAUCAAAGCCACCAUAUGUUUCAAAUGAAGGAUCAUCAUCUAGUGAAUCAUCCUGCUGUGGCUCCAUUUAUUCUGCAAGACGAAAAUUUUUGCUAACAUAUUUUGAAAAGAAUAAAGCUACUCAAGCAUCUGAACUUGGCAUUGAUGGUGGUGUUCAUAUUCAAUCUUGUGGUCAUUGUCUGCACUUGAAAUGUCAUCACACCUAUCUCCAGUCGCUUAAGGACGAGCGGGCCUCGUUUCAUCGACACCAACAUGUUUAUGAUGUUACAAAAGAGGAAUUUAUUUGCCCCGUUUGUCGGCGUUUAGGAAACGCCAUUCUGCCAAUAUUGCCUUCGGAGGUUAUGCCACCGAUGUAUAGCAGGGAUAAGGCUGUAUGUCAUGCAGAUGUUCUGCGUGAGUUGGAGGCAACGAUGCGGAAAUCGUGUAAUAAUAACUGGACGAGGUUAACGACAAGUGCUCUGCAACCGAGUGUUUUAACCACGUCCGUGACGUUUCUGGUUGACACAAUCAAUCGCUUAAAAUUGAAAGAAGAACAUGACAAUAUGACGAUAGCACAACACAAAUUUUCACUCAUUCUUGAAACCGCCAGAUCCAACCUUGAAGCAGAACAUAUCGCAAUGCAAGCUGGAAAGUUAUCUUCCACAAGAAAACGUUUUUACGGUACAUUGUUGCAAACUUUGCAAUUCCAAUGUCAGACGCAUGUUCGUCCACUGUGCCACGUCUUUGCGCGUUUGACCGGAAAACCUGUGGAAUGUUACGGGAAGUCAGACGACGAAAUUCCAGGAAAAGACGUGCCUUUGUUGUUAUGGGAUUGUGUCUGCUUGCUUCUUCAGCUUGUUUUAUCCUGGCCAGCUCCACUUAAUCUUAGAAGUUUUCAAUGUUUGGUACAGAUUGUUUUCAAUGUUGUUCUGGUUCAAGCGUUUGUGAAAACCUUCUGUGCUCUCACUGAAGACGAAAGAAAGUCAUGGAAAGUUUGCGCAAAAAAAUGCAAGGGAGUUGGUGUUACUCGUUUGGAAACAGACGCAUUGAUGGGUUACGUUUGUUCGCAUUUGGCCGAUAGUAAGUUCUGUCGAGCGACAGAGGAAUGUCCUGGGAUAUCGCAAUCAGUCUGGUCACCUCAUUCAGUUGAAACAACUUUACAGAAACGCUGUCUUCCAUUCCUACGACUUGUUUCAUCUUUGUCGACGUUAUGUUACUCUACUGAAUGUUCUGUCACACAAGAUGAUGAAAAUGAGUUUUUUUUAUUAACUCAAUCACUGGCUCUUCAUAAUGAGACUGUACCAAGUCCAUCAUUCUCCAUCACCGAUUGUUUCAAAUGGUCACAUGAAGCGCCUUUAACGUUGAUAAAAACUUGGUGUAAACAAUUACGUCAUGUCUCUCAUCGACACGACUCAUUUUCUAAGGACUUAUUUCCAGGAAUGGAUGAAUGGGAAACACCAAGAUUAAUGGAAUUACCUGAACGCUAUUGUCUUUUAUUUCAAACGUAUCGCAAGAAAUCGUGUGAAAUAUGCGAGACAAUCCCAGAAGAACCAACGUUGUGUUUAGUAUGUGGAGCAUUCCUUUGUUUACGAGGCAAAUGCUGUGAGCGACAAAAUACACGUGAAUGUGUAAGGCACGCAAAGGAGUGUGGUUAUGGCACUGCAGUUUUCCUAAUAUUAAUGUCAUCGAGCAUAUUUGUAAUCCGUGGUGAGAAAGCAAGUGUCUGGGGCUCAAUAUACCUCGAUGAAUUUGGCGAAGAAGACAUCGAUUUAAGAAGAGGCAAGCCUUUAUUUUUGUGCCGAGAUCGCUAUAUGAAACUUCAAGAACAAUGGAUUACUCAUAAUUUUGACAGUAUCUGUAAAACAUGGCUGCCACAUCAUAAUAAUUUGUAAAUUAUCAUGUUGACAUAUGUAAAAAUUGCAUAAAUAUUUGUGUACAGAUUUUCCAAAGUUUCUAUGACUAUGUAUUUUAUAUUUAUAAGAGCAUAAUUUUGCGUGAAAGAUGAUAUAUAAUUAUUAAAUGUGAACGAAGCUUACUACGACGUGUCAUGUACUUCAUUACGUUAAUUAAACUGA
Messenger RNA from Dendronephthya gigantea, 6367 nucleotides. RefSeq names its product E3 ubiquitin-protein ligase ubr3-like. Gene Ontology annotation, biological process: protein ubiquitination; ubiquitin-dependent protein catabolic process via the N-end rule pathway. Bases 200 to 6184 code for a protein of 1994 amino acids. Lineage: Eukaryota; Metazoa; Cnidaria; Anthozoa; Malacalcyonacea; Nephtheidae. The record is from RefSeq and is a predicted model, not a curated record. The transcript has 47 exons. Gene Ontology annotation, cellular component: cytoplasm; ubiquitin ligase complex. Gene Ontology annotation, molecular function: ubiquitin protein ligase activity; protein binding; zinc ion binding.